AGCAUAACCCCUCCUCACCAACACCGGUCUGUCCUUCCGGCUCCGGUCUGACAUCAAGUGUAAAGAUGCUGAUGCCCAAGAAGAAUCGCAUUGCUAUCUACGAGCUCCUCUUCAAGGAGGGAGUAAUGGUGGCCAAAAAAGACGUCCACCUGGCCAAGCAUCCCGAGCUUGCUGACAAGAAUGUGCCCAAUCUUCAUGUGAUGAAAGCGAUGCAGUCCCUAAAGUCGUGCGGGUACGUCAAGGAGCAAUUUGCAUGGCGUCACUUCUACUGGUCCCUCACCAACGAGGGCAUCCAGUACCUGAGAGACUUCCUCCACCUCCCCUCUGAGAUUGUGCCGGCCACCCUGCGUCGUCAGACCCGCCCCGAGACAGCCAGGCCCAGGCCCAAGGGAAUGGAAGGAGACAGGCCUGCCCGCCUUAACCGUGGAGAGUCUGACAGAGAUGCAUACAGGCGAUCUGCAGCACCCCCUGGUGCUGACAAGAAAGCAGAGGCUGGUGCCGGAGCUGCCACAGAGUUCCAGUUUAGGGGCGGCUUUGGUCGCGGCAGAGGACAGCAGCCUCAGUAAAUUUACUAUCUUUCUGUACAAUAAAAGAAAAUCCAAACAA
This is a messenger RNA of Dunckerocampus dactyliophorus (ringed pipefish), 606 nucleotides long. RefSeq names its product ribosomal protein S10 (gene rps10). NCBI's taxonomy places the organism in Eukaryota, Metazoa, Chordata, Actinopteri, Syngnathiformes, Syngnathidae. The record is from RefSeq and is a predicted model, not a curated record. Gene Ontology annotation, molecular function: structural constituent of ribosome; RNA binding. Gene Ontology annotation, cellular component: cytosolic small ribosomal subunit. The transcript has 6 exons. Bases 66 to 566 code for a protein of 166 amino acids.